Messenger RNA from Suillus clintonianus, 732 nucleotides. RefSeq lists its product as uncharacterized. Lineage: Eukaryota; Fungi; Basidiomycota; Agaricomycetes; Boletales; Suillaceae. The coding region runs from base 1 to 732 and encodes 243 amino acids. The record is from RefSeq and is a predicted model, not a curated record. The transcript is spliced from 2 exons. Gene Ontology annotation, molecular function: acyltransferase activity, transferring groups other than amino-acyl groups.
AUGACACGCCAACUUCACCCCCUCGAGGUUAACCCCAAAACUGGGGAACCAUUCCUCCGGCUUCCAGCACCACACCAGAACAUCAUUAUCACCCCACCUCGACAGGGAGAUCAGUCCGUGCUCACACAGCAUAUGAACGAUCCAGCUAUUUACGGAUGGAAAGUGUCACCCCCAGUGCCGUAUCUACCGGAACAUGCAGACGACCGGAUCCAGCUUAUAAAAGAGGAAUGCGAUGCUACUUUGGAGUAUCUGCGGAAGAGCCAGGAGGAUUUCCCUAAUGGCCCGCUUCAGUUCGUGGAUGUGAGCCCUGUGCGGUACCUUAGGGAAGUCAAAGAGAAUGGAGAAGACGUUCUGCUAGGAGAAGUGAGUUUCAAAAGAAGUCCAUUCGAGGAGGUACUAGAUGAAGUAGAACGGAAGCGACUGCGAGAAGAGAAUGCAAAAAAGCAAGCAGGCGACCCGACAAUUCAGUAUGCUUUCGGAGACUGGCUUGCUACGAGCCACCACGGAAAGGGCAUUAUGACUGCAGCAGUCGGUCUCUUGCUGAGCGCAUGGGCAAUCCCUAGGAUGAGUGCCCGUCAUGUGGUGGCACACACUUUUGCUGGGAAUAUUGGCAGCAACCGUGUUUUCGAGAAGAACGGGUUCGUGAACAGAGGGCUGUUCGACAACGGGAAGACGGUUAGAGGAGAGAGAAAGAAAAUGACCCUUCUUGAGUGGAAACAUGACCAAGUUUAG